Hypoxylon trugodes is the source of this 1408-nucleotide messenger RNA. Its product is annotated as UBC-like protein. The transcript is spliced from 2 exons. The record is from RefSeq and is a predicted model, not a curated record. Lineage: Eukaryota; Fungi; Ascomycota; Sordariomycetes; Xylariales; Hypoxylaceae. The coding region runs from base 261 to 1190 and encodes 309 amino acids.
CCCAUCGGCCUCAAUUUACGAAUUCCCGAAAUGUAUCAAGACAACCUGGCCUCGACUGCUGCUUAACAAAGAAACCCGUAACACGAUAGAAUCUGUGACAGGCUUCAAUUCCCCUUUUAAUUGCAUUCUAUUAUCUAAAGUUACAUUCUUCUAUCGCGCAAUGACCUGCAGGUAACCGGUCACAAUCCGCGAAUAGAAGAGACCAUCGUGAACACUCUAUCCACCCGCCCAACUAUCUAUCUAUCCACUCGUUCGCCAACAUGGCUACCCCAAAGUUCAAUUCCAAAUCCCCUACCAUCCGACGCAUAUUAAAAGAAGCCGCCGAACUCUCCAACUCCCCGUCACCAGAUUACACCGCAUCGCCCCUAGAAUCCGACCUUUUCGAAUGGCACUUCACCCUCCGCGGGCCCCCGAACUCCUCCUACGCCGACGGUCUCUACCACGGACGCAUCGUUCUCCCACCCAGCUACCCCCUCAGCCCGCCAUCCUUCCGCUUCGUAACACCAAGCGGACGCUUCGAAGCGAACCGCGAGAUAUGUCUCAGCAUCUCCGGACACCACGCCGAGACCUGGCAACCAGCAUGGGGCGUGCGCACCGCAAUCGUCGCCUUACGUUCAUUCAUGGAGACCGAUGCGCGCGGACAAUUGGGCGGGUUAGAUACAAGUGAUGCCGUACGCAAGCGAUUAGCUAUCGAAAGCAAGGAGUGGAAGUGUGCGACAUGCGGCCGCACAAACGCGGAAAUAAUCGCGGAGAGUGAGGAACGGUGUAAAGAACUAGAUGCUGAGAACGAUGGGAAGAGGAAACAGGAAGAGGUACAGAUACCCGCGGAGCUGAGGAUGGGGUUUAGGGAUGAGAUGGAGAAGGCGAAGGCUGAGAGCGAGGCAGCAAAAGAGGAUGCUGAGAGUGCGGAGUUGGCGGAGGGGUUUGUGCAAACCGCGCCUGAGAGGGAGAUACAACCGCCGACAGCAGGUACGUCGGCGGCACCGCCUCCUGCUAGACCAGUCCAAGGUGUUCCAGCGCCGACGGGGAGGACACCAUUGCCAGAUCCGGUAGGGCAGACUACGACUCCUACUCCGACCACAAGACGCGUAGACCCGAACGCGGGAGUGCCGCCGUGGAUUGAUUAUGCCAUCGCAUCGUUAAUGAUUCUAUUGGUUGCGAUGCUUAUCAAGAUUCUAAUUGGUCGAUAAAUGUAAGAUUGAUUCACUGAGAGCAGGUUGCAUUGGCGGUUGGCGUUCGUAAUAAGGUCAUGGCGUUGCAGUAUUUUUACAUGUUGCUAUUGGGUAUCGAUACCAAGAAUUGAAUUGUAAACUGAUUUUACAAAAUGCUUAAAGUUAUAUCUGACUUGUCCAAUUGUGUUACUUGAAUUGUGGCCAUUAUACGUACUCAAUCUUAUUUUUAUCUCGUC